AUGGAUUCCGACCUCGCGGAUUUUAUUUCCAAAGCGUACUCAAAGCUUGCGGAGGGAAAUGGAGGAUCACAGAGUGAAGGAGAGGUCCAGCAUCAGACAUCGCUUGACACAAUGGACACUUUGAAGAUGAGUCUGGAGCGAUUGAAGGCGUUUUGUUCCUCGGAACUAAACCCGGGAAAGAAUACAAAGGAGGGUGUAUUUGGUGCUUUGGAUAGCAAAGAUUCCGAUGCCGCUAAGAUGAAACUAAAAUUGGACGCACUGGCCGAGCAAACUGCUAAUCUUACAAUCCAGCUUUCAAAUCUUAAAGAUGCCUACUCCUCGAUGGAACACAGCACAGUAAAAGGCCACGAGAUGUUGAGAAUCAUCGGUCUAAAUAAUGCUGUUGACCACCUCCGAGUGCUUCGAACUGCUUUGCUAAGUAGACGAGAUCAAAGCCAUUUGGAGCUGGCCCCUCUUCACAACGAGCUGAACGCAGCUGCGACAACGAUCGAGACGUCGCUAACCAGAGCCCUCAAAAGAGCUCUGGUGAAGGUGGAGGCGAAUGAUCUAAAUUUGCAAAAGAAAUUGGAAGACUUGAGCGUUGAUAUGGGGAAAACACAAAAUAUCCUGCCAUCUAUACCAAACGUGCUUUCACUGCUUGACGACGAAAAGACAGACUUCAAAAAGAUUGUUGAGUUUCAAAAAACAUUCUCUGACGCUCAGACGAUGGUACAUACGGCGCAGGAGGCCUUAGCAAAUUUGAAAAUGGAGAAGUACAUUCUCUCGUUGCAGGGACUAACACAGAUAAGGAUUGCACUGGACAACUUUGACUUUUUCCUCCAAGGGGAACAGGCGGAUCACGGAGGCAAGGAGUCUGUGCAAAUGGAGGAGCUCUUCAAUCAAAUUGGUGUCAGACAUGGGAGCGCCGUGAUGACAGGUUUGGGCAAAAUUGACUCUGCACACGUGGUGGUAAUCUCAGUGCGUAUUGGAGCCUUGGUAUUUGACAAUGGCUCAACUGUGUAUCCUGGCCUAGCCUCUUCAUUCGCUACUUACCUUCUCUUCUUCGCUAGCUACGUUAAGUUCCACUCUUAUCCUGUGACCAACUCAUCUCUCUUUCCACAGAUUGGCAUUUCCUUGGUGGGAAAGAACCAGUCAUUGGUAGACUGGCUUGCAUCCUUCAUGGAAGUGUCACGCUGUGCAAUAUCUGCAGUGUGGUGCCAGUUAUGGCCCCACCUACGACUCGGCUUCCAAGCUGUGGCAAAGAAUCGUGUAUCGAGGUUGAGUAAGGGCUUUGACAUUUACAUGGCGAUUCUUGUGGUCUCAUCACCUCGUGAGAUUUGUGUCACUGGUGGGAAGAGGUGUGAUUGGAACAAGCAAUGCGUAAUGGGUGAUGAGACGCGGACCUUCCAUACCUCCACUAAUUUGCCACACUUUGGUUGGCACAGUAGUCAUGGUGGAGUCUGUGUCGCUCAGUCAUGGGCUCUGGUGGUGCACCAACUUGACACCAGACAAGGAAGUGGAAAGUCCUCUGCUUGA
Messenger RNA from Echinococcus granulosus, 1515 nucleotides. RefSeq lists its product as hypothetical. The coding region runs from base 1 to 1515 and encodes 504 amino acids. Lineage: Eukaryota; Metazoa; Platyhelminthes; Cestoda; Cyclophyllidea; Taeniidae. The transcript has 9 exons. The record is from RefSeq and is a predicted model, not a curated record.